This is a messenger RNA of Aplysia californica (California sea hare), 1846 nucleotides long. Its product is annotated as Golgi reassembly-stacking protein 2. Gene Ontology annotation, molecular function: protein binding. NCBI's taxonomy places the organism in Eukaryota, Metazoa, Mollusca, Gastropoda, Aplysiida, Aplysiidae. Bases 139 to 1407 code for a protein of 422 amino acids. The record is from RefSeq and is a predicted model, not a curated record. The transcript is spliced from 11 exons. Gene Ontology annotation, biological process: Golgi organization. Gene Ontology annotation, cellular component: Golgi apparatus.
GUUUUCCGGAAGUAGCUCUUGGAUGCCGACGAAUGCCACGUCGAGGCCAUUUUGUUUUAGUAAACGUUGCAUGACAACACACACCUUGCUAUCUAGAUCUCGUAGCUGCCUGAAGUUCAGCACAUUUUCAUCUGGAAAAUGGGAGGAUCUGCAAGUACAGAGGUUCCUGGAGGAGGCACAGAAGGUUACCAUGUUUUACGAGUUCAAGAUGGUUCCCCUGGUCAUAAGGCAGGCCUGGAAGCAUUUUUUGACUUCAUUGUUGCAAUUGGAAAUACACGUCUUAACCAGGAUAAUGACACUCUGAAGGAACUCCUCAAGGCCAACAUAGAGAAACCAUUGAAGGUGACGGUGUACAGCAGCAAGACACAGAACGUACGGGACAUCAGUCUCAUCCCCUCACACAACUGGGGCGGUCAGGGGCUGCUUGGGGUCAGCAUCAGAUUCUGUUCCUUUGAGGGUGCAAAUGAAAAUGUGUGGCAUAUCCUGGAAGUCCAGCCCAAUUCCCCAGCUGAUUUGGCAGGCUUGAAGUCAGACUCAGAUUUUGUGAUUGGAGCAGAUUCUGUCCUGCAUGAGUCUGAGGAUCUGUUCACCUUGAUCGAGUCUCACGAGGGGAAGGCGCUGAAGCUGUACGUCUACAACACAGACUCGGACUCAUGUCGCGAGGUCACCAUCACACCCAAUGGAGGCUGGGGUGGCCAGGGCAGCCUUGGCUGCAACAUCGGCUACGGAUAUCUUCAUCGGAUCCCCAAGCGUCAGUUCCCCUCGGGCAAAGGCCAAGUUCUCAACAACGCAGUCAUCCCAACAGCUCCUCCCCCCUCGCCCCCUCGGGACGGCUUCUCAGAGGUCCCGUUGAGCAGUUCUCCCCCUCAAGUGUCCAGCAUUACCCCAGGUGUGGCACAGAUGUCUAUCAAUGCAGGUAGCCCCACAAUUCCCGUCAUUCCACCACAGUCAGCAACUUCCCAGAUCCCAGGCACAGAUUUGCCACCUCCAGCUGCCCUGCCCAACCUGACAAACCUUCCAGGACUGACCACUCCAAUCUCACUGCCUGGCCUUCCCCCAGUGUCGUUACCUCCCCUGACUGCCUCUGGUCCUCUGGGGCCAUUGCCUCCCUUGACAGCUGGAAUGCCUCAGCUGCCGAUGUCAUUACCAGCACCCGCUCCACUGCCGGCCUUCCCCAGCCCUCUGCCGGCCGGCUUCACUGCCCCGGUCCCAGGCGCGGUGCCUGCAGUCAGCGCCGGUGUCGUCCCCCCCACACUGCCCGCUGCCCCCCCAGCAGCUGUCGCGGGGAACGGGCCCAGCGCUCUCGGUCAAAUCGACGUUUCGGCGAUGGCCGCAGCUGCAGUAACGAACAAUGCCAGUGCUUCUUCUUCUCCUCCUCCCCCUCCCGUGGCGGGAGUGUCGUCUUAGCCUGGGUGUGGCAGCGGAAGCCGCGGAUUGACUGUUGCUGGGUGGUCGAGGGCUCGCUGGUGCCUGCUGGUGUUGGAGCAAGAGUUGUGUUGCUAAUUUUCGUUUUCCGUUUUGAGCUCAAGUCGUACAGUACAGCAAGCAAACACCCCUGUACCUGCUGGGAGAUAUUGUUGUUGUAGUAUGAAAUUUUGCCGUCGUCUAGGUCUUAUUUAAGAAUUAAUUAAUAUAAAUCAUGAACUUUAGAAAAUAAUGCUGAUGUGGGUUUUUUUUUUCUUUUUUUGCACUGUGUGCGAUCAGAUAUGGAAGUGAACUGUGGAUUUCCUCAAGGAAGCGCAUCCUCAGGUAUUCAAAUUUCCCUGUCAGUGUUAAAAAGUUUUUCCUACUGCUUUAGGUACCUGUCCUUUGCUGUGUGUAUAAAUAUUUUUACGGAGAUCUGACA